AUGUUGGCCAUAAAAAGUGAGAUGCAGAGUCCAUGUACACUCAUGAAGACUGAAACAACAUCUGUAGCUGAUGCACUAGAAGACCUGACUGUUAAUGUAAUGCCUAAAGCAGAAAGUUCAUUUUGCUUUGAUUAUAAUGAGACAAAGUGUUUACAGAUUGAUUUCAUGCAGCACGACAAUAGCUUUGGCCAAAAUCUCCAUGAUAUAAAACUUGAUCCAGCUGACCAGAAACACUGGAGGUGUGAGAAUGUUCCAGAAUUGGAAACAAAUUCUCAAAUGUCCAGUUCUUUCAUUAAAAUAGAAUGGCAGCCUGCUCACAUUGUGAAGACAGAGUAUAUGACUGAGCAUAAUCAUAGAGUGAAGAGUGAAAGGGCAUUGCCUGGUCAGGAUGAAGUUUGUCAUCCUAACAGUGGUAAUGAAUUUUAUUGCAAUACAUAUGAAGUAAAGACACAAUAUGGUCUACAUCAUGAUGAAAAUACAAAUGGACCAGUUACUUCUGAGGUCAAGCAUGAAGAUCACUCUGGUCAGGAAGUUGGUUCGAUAGUAAAGGCAGAACUGACAAAAUCACACAAUCUGUACAAUGAAGUAUGGAACAUAAAGGUAGCCACAAUGAUGGAGCACAUGAAGGCACAGAGCGCACCACAGGAAGUGGGGUACAGUUGUAGGAAAAAUAAAGAUAUUUCACCAUUUUUAUCACAACCUGAACAAGAUGUAGUUGUUUCUGGAGGUAAAUAUACUCAUUUGAUGGAUAUUGUGACUGAGAGUCCUCAGCAUGAGACAAAUCUCAAUGUUACAGAGCCUAGUGUCAAUUUCAAGUCAGAAGAACAGCGACAUUGUAAGGAUACAAAAUCUUAUGAGUGCAAAGUUAGUAUGUCUUCAUUCAGCUUUCCAUCCUUGCUCAAAAAACACAUGUCAAUCCACACUGGGAAACUUUAUAAGUGCAGAGUAUGUGAAGCUGCCUUCAAAACAUUAGACACUUUGAAACAGCACAUGCUUGUUCACAGUAAUGAGAAGCCUUACCAGUGCAGUGUCUGUAAAGCUGCUUUUAAGUUGUCAUCCAUUUUGAAAAAACACAUGCUGGUUCACAGUGAUGAGAAGCCUCACAAGUGCAGAGUAUGUGAAGCUUCAUUUAAAACAUUAGGCAAUUUGAAACAGCACAUGCUUGUUCACAGUGAUGAGAAUCCUCACAAGUGCAGAGUAUGUGAAGCUGCCUUCAAAACAUUAGGAAGAUUGAAACAGCACAUGAAGGUUCACAGUAAUGAGAAGCCUUACCAGUGCAGUGUCUGUAAAGGUGCUUUUAAGUUGUCAUCUAUUUUGAAAAGGCACAUGAAGGUUCACAGUGAUGAGAAGCCUCACAAGUGUAGAGUAUGUGAAGCUGCCUUCAAAACAUUAGGCAUUUUGAAAAGACACAUGCAGCUUCACAGUAAUGAGAAUCCUCACAAGUGCAGAGUAUGUGAAGCUUCCUUCAAAACAUUAGGAAAUUUGAAUUGGCACAUGAAGGUUCACAGUAAUGAGAAGCCUCACAAGUGCAGAGUAUGUGAAGCUGCCUUCAAUACAUUAAGCACUUUGAAACAGCACAUGCUUGUUCACAGUGAUGAGAAGCCUCACAAGUGCAGAGUCUGUGAAGCUGCCUUUAAAACAUUAGGCACUUUGAAACAGCACAUGCUUGUUCACAGUGAUGAGAAGCCUCACAAGUGUAGAGUAUGUGAAGCUGCCUUCAAAACAUUAGGCAAUUUGAAUUUGCACAUGAAGGUUCACAGUAAUGAGAAGCCUUACCAGUGCAGUGUCUGUAAAGCUGCUUUUAAGUUGUCACAUAUUUUGAAAAGACACAUGCUGGUUCACAGUAAGGAUAAGCCUCACAAGUCUGACCAGAAACUCUGGAGGUGUGAGAAUGUUCCAAAAUUGGAGACAAAUUCUCCAACUUCCAGUUCUUUCGUGAAAAUAGAAUGUCAGCCUGUUCACAUUGUGAAGACAGAGUGUAUGACUGAGCAUAAUCAUAGAGUAAAGAUUGAGAGGGCAUUGCCUGGUCAGGAGGUAGUUUGUCAUUCUAAUAGUGAUAAUGAAUUUUAUUGCAACUGCCAAAGCAUUACUUUUGAAGUAAAGAAAGAGUAUGGUCUACACCAUGAUGAAAAUACAAAUGGACCAGUUACUUCUGAGGUCAAGCAUGAAGAUCACUCUGAGAAACCUCACAAGUGCAGAGUAUGUAAAGCUUCUUUCAAAAGAUUAGACAAUUUGAAAAGACACAUGGAGGUUCACAGUGAUGAGAAACCUCACAAGUGCAGAGUAUGUGAAACUGCCUUCAAAAACUUAGACACUUUGAAACAGCACAUGCUUGUUCACAGUGAUAAGAAACCUCACAAGUGCAGAGCAUGUGAAGCUACCUUCAAAACAUUAGGCAUUUUGAAAAGACACAUGCAGCUUCACAGUAAUGAGAAGCCUUACAAGUGCAGAGUAUGUGAAGCUUCCUUCAGAACAUUAGGAAAUUUGAAUUGGCACAUGAAGGUUCACAGUAAGGAUAAGCCUCACCAGUGCAGUUUUUGUGAAGGUGCCUUCAAAACAUUAGGAAGAUUAAAAAAGCACAUGCAGGUUCACAGUAAGGAGAAGCCAGUGCAGUGUCUGUAA
Molecule: messenger RNA, 2622 nt
Organism: Pomacea canaliculata
Lineage: Eukaryota; Metazoa; Mollusca; Gastropoda; Architaenioglossa; Ampullariidae
Product: zinc finger protein 493-like
Cellular component (GO): nucleus
Source: RefSeq, a predicted model, not a curated record